AUGGACGACAACGGCAAGGCUCCAAUGCCCGUCAAUGGGCACAAUGGCGGUGCCUCUCGAAUCCCUGGAGAGCCCCUCGUGAAGGUUCAACCUCCUCGUCGUGAAGAUCUGCAGCCCAGCUACGCUAAGGUCAUCGAGCCAGAUGAUGCUGAUGCCGAUGGUCACGGAUGGUACGGUGGAAUGGUCAAUACUUUUGGUGGAAUUAUUGGUACGCUCGGAGCUAUUCCCUGCUGUAUCUGCUGCCCAAACCCAUAUCAGCCUGUGAAUCAAGGAAACGUUGGUCUCGUCACCAAGUUCGGUCGAUUUGCGCGCGCCGUCGACCCUGGUCUGGUCUACAUCAACCCCCUCUCUGAGAAACUUGUCCAAGUCGACGUUAAGAUUCAAAUUGUUGAGGUUCCCAAGCAAGUCUGCAUGACUAAGGAUAAUGUCUCUCUGCAACUUACUUCCGUCAUCUACUACCGCAUCACUUCGCCCCACAGGGCCGCCUUCAGUAUCUCCAACAUUCGACAAGCCCUCGUCGAGCGCACGCAGACAACACUCCGUCACGUUGUCGGUGCUCGCGUACUCCAGGAUGUUAUCGAGCGCCGUGAGGAGAUUGCGCAGUCAAUCCGCGAGAUCAUCGAGGAGACUUCGGCUGGCUGGGGUGUCGAAGUCGAGUCCAUGCUCAUCAAGGACCUGAUUUUCCAGCAGGAGCUCCAGGAUUCGCUCUCUAUGGCUGCCCAGUCCAAGCGUACUGGUGAGGCCAAGGUUAUCGCCGCACGCGCCGAAGUCGAGUCUGCAAAGCUCAUGAGGCAAGCUGCAGACGUGUUAUCGAGCGGACCUGCUAUGCAGAUCCGUUAUCUUGAGGCGAUGCAGGCGAUGGCCAAAUCUGCAAACUCGAAGGUUAUCUUUAUGCCCGGACCGGCUGAUUCAGGCAAUGUAGUAGCCAAAGCACUCAAAGACGGAGACAUUGAUCCCUCCUCAAUUCCGUCUGGAUCUUCCAAUCAGCAGCCUGAUGCUAUCCAGCAGACCGUCAACGCCCGCGUCCUCGAGGAUCUCUAG
This is a messenger RNA of Boeremia exigua, 1041 nucleotides long. RefSeq lists its product as uncharacterized. The record is from RefSeq and is a predicted model, not a curated record. Gene Ontology annotation, cellular component: plasma membrane. The transcript has 3 exons. NCBI's taxonomy places the organism in Eukaryota, Fungi, Ascomycota, Dothideomycetes, Pleosporales, Didymellaceae. Bases 1 to 1041 code for a protein of 346 amino acids.